AUGGAAAGUAUAGUAAAUGGUGUUCCACUUAUAGCAUGGCCAUUAUACGCUGAGCAAAAGAUGAAUGCGAUUUUGUUGACGGAAGAUAUCCAUGUGGCGCUUAGAGCCCAUGCAGGGGUUGAUGGGCUGGUGAUGAAAGAAGAGGUGGCUAGAGUGGUGAAAGGAUUAAUGGAAGGUGAAGAAGUUAAAGGCAUGAUAGAAGGUGACGAAGGUAAAAGAGUGAGGAAUAAAAUGAAAAAAAUUAAGGAAGGAGCUUGUAGGGUGAUGAAGGAUGGUGGGUCAUUUACAAAGGCUCUUAGUCAGUUAGUCUUGUAA
Molecule: messenger RNA, 315 nt
Organism: Eruca vesicaria subsp. sativa (arugula)
Lineage: Eukaryota; Viridiplantae; Streptophyta; Magnoliopsida; Brassicales; Brassicaceae
Source: the annotation of a GenBank genome assembly